Messenger RNA from Acaulospora morrowiae, 2991 nucleotides. The record is from the annotation of a GenBank genome assembly. Lineage: Eukaryota; Fungi; Glomeromycota; Glomeromycetes; Diversisporales; Acaulosporaceae.
AUGACUUCAGUUGCGUCUAAUAAUGUGCCGACAAGGAAAAUGCCAAAGAAAUCUAAGACGGGCCCGACGGUGCGAUUACCGAAACCGAACAUUCAGAGCGAGGGGAUGAGGGAAAGAUAUGAAACCACGGCAUCAAAGAUAUUCGAUGAGGAGGUCUUCGAAAAGAACCCUGAAACCACUAAUACAAAACUGGACAUCUUUCAGACAUCCCCUUUUUUGCAUGAAGACAAAACUGUCAUUGUAAAGUGUCCUCCCCCACCGAAAAAAGAUGAACAAAAAGAAAAGGAUUCACACAUCAGUGAUGCUUUAGAUGCGUUGAAUGGAAUGAGACGAGAACCUUUGGCAACCCAAGAAGUUAAUAGGUCAUCAUCGACUAUGCCGAUCACUGCCAUAGAAGCAUUAGAAAAGAUAUUUGGAAAAGUGCCGGAACAAAAGACUCAUGGUUCAAAUUAUGGAAGGCUGGCUCAAGAUUUUACUUUUCCACCAAGAAAUAAAUCCACAGCAGGAUCUGGAAACAAUGUUGCAUCCUCUUCGAAAAAAGUCAGUGAAUCUAAUGAUACUAAAGAAUCUCCGGAAGAAAUUGAAAAGAAGGAACGAAGGAAGAGUAAUUUAAACGCACUGGCGAAGGAAUUUACGCCUUCUUUUUUUUCUGGCAGCACAUCUACCACCGAAGCCGAUAAAUCCGUUGAUAAAUCCGUUGAUAAAUCCAUUGAUAAAUCCGCUGAUAAAUCCGUUGAUAAAUCCGCUGAUACUUCGGAUUCCAAGGAUGACGAUAGUAGGAAAAAGAAGAGCACUCGGAAGGAGAAACUAAACCAUGAUUUAAACGGUGACUCCGAGAACUCCUACCAGCAUAACAAAAAAAAGCGCCCACAACAUAUUCUUAAUCAAGAAGUCUUGCCAUGUCCAGAUAAUGGUUCGUACGUAUACGAACAUUCAUAUUCCAUGCGAGGACCGCCUACACCUUAUCCAUCUGUGCCAUCACACUGGGAAGAAUUUAAUUCCAAGAUGACUGAGGUUGUUAGUAAAGUACAGUCAGAGGUUCAAAAACAGAUUGAGGCAUUAGCAAAUGAGAUCAAGACGAGCAUGAUUGAACAAAAUUCUGAUGAUACAGAGGAUUCGUCGGUAAAUCGUGAUGUGAAAGAUUCUGAAAGAGGGAACGAAUCAGCAGAAUUGAUAGAGUUCCAGGAGACCUACAUUCAAGAGUUGCGGAAUAAUCGUCAAGAAAUACAAUCUGCUCAUGAUGAAUUACUGUCGCGAUAUGAGAAAUUGCAGACGCAACACCUGGCGCUUCAAGCUGAUCUUAAAGCCGCUCUUCAGGAGAGUCAGGGGGAUGUUCAACGAACAAAUUCCAUCCAGCAGCGUCACAUCGAGCUUCAAAAUAUGCACCAAAAUUUGCAAGCACAAUAUCAACAAGAGCUUAGUCAGAUUGAUGAAAUACAGGCGCGCCUCCAACAGUUGUUGUCCGAACAAUACAAGAUUCAAGAAUCUCAACAGCAGUCUUAUAAUGAUUUAACGCAUUCUCAACGUCGUAUCAGCGAGCUCGAUGCCGAUCUUAAGGAGUCACGCGCGAGAGUUGCACAGUUAACCGCCGAAAAUGUUAAACAUACUGAAGAAAAUAAAACUUUAAAUUCGACCGUUAGCGAGAAAAAUUCGCUUGUUCGUGACUUACAGAAUAUGUAUGAGAAGCUUUACGAAGAAAAUCAGGCGUUACAACAACGUAAUGAGAGGAUGUCGCUUUCAGAAACCAACCAUAUGAAAAAUAUUAGUGACCUUAACUUGAAACUCCGUCAAACUGAAGUAGAUUUUGAGUCGUCAAAGAUUAAAAUUCGUGAACUUGAGAACCUUAUCGAAGAUCUCAAAAUCAAGGAGAAUAGCUCGAGAUCCAUGUUGCAAGAAGUUGAAAACCAAAUAGGUGAACUUCGUAUACAGAAAACUCACCUGCAAGAAAAGCUUGAAAUUCAAUCAAUGCAGAUCAAUAGCAAGAAUCGAGAGGUGGAGGGUAUAAACAAAGAAAUAAAACGGCUGGGGCUCGAAAAUUUGGAACUUGAAAAGAAAAGUAAAGAUGAGCUUUUGCAAGCGCAUAUUACUAUAAGUGAGCUGAAUAAUAAAUUGACCGAAUUGGAGAAAGCACAUGAUCAUAACAAAGCCCUUGAGAGUCAAGUAGCCGAAUAUUCUCAAGUACGUAGUCAUAUGAAGGGUCUAGAGAAAAAAAUCACAGAACUCGAGACAGAAUGUGCCCAGGUGGAACGAUACAAAAGUCACAAUAAUGAAUUGGAGACUCAGUUGAAAGAAUACCAACAGCGCAUUAAGAAUUUCGAAGAUCGCACUGUUCUUCUCGAACAGAAACAAAAAGAACACGAAGCCGAAAGAGAAGAGGUUACGUUAUUGCGAAGUCGCUGUGUUGAACUGCAAAAAGAAAAAGAAGUAUCACUUCGAUACACUCAGGAAUUGGAUGAUGUCAAAAAAGAAUUGCAACGCCUUAGUAUUGAUCUCCGUGGUAGAGACGCAGAAUUGACAGCGGUAAAACUUGAAAGGACCGAAUUGAAAACUCGCCUAAAUGAAGUUGAGCUUGAAAGAAGCAAAUUGGUCAAAGAAAAUAGCACGUUACGAAGCAAUCCGAUUAUCGCAAGCAAUAUUAAUCAUAAUUAUGUAUCUCCCGCGGAUACUCCGAAUCAGGAACUCGAUAUAGCGUAUGGUGGCUCGUUUGAGCAAUAUCCUCAACAGAUAUUCAGUCAACCCUCUAAUUUUAUACCCAACUUACAGUCGUACCCUGCUCCUACACCCAAUGUUCGUUAUACCCCGUUGCAACAGACACAUGUGCAAACUCCGAUGCAGCUCCCGCCCCUUGUUCCGAUGUCACCUAAGAGUCAACAACCUAUUAUGAGUCAACUAACACACGCUGGAGUGUCACAUCCAUAUCAGGCUCAGAUGAAUCACCCACCAACAUUUGCGCCUCAGACGCAGUUGCUAAGUCCAAUUUCGACCCCCCAA